GAAUUUGCAAAAAGACAACUAUCCACUCUGUACACAUCGAGAGACUGUGGCUCCCCCUUUCUAUGAUCACUGUCCGAGACCACGACUGGAAGAGGCGCACCAGGAAAAAGGAAAACCCUCGCCUUCUCGGCUCCAUCUUUUUGAUAAAUUUCGAGUCUUAGAGACAAAUAUGGCUUCUGCCUCUGCCAGCAUUCUACCAUCUCUUUUCUUAAGCGGAAACAAAUAUAUUUUCAAAAAUGUUCGAAAGCUUCCAGCUUCCACGGUUAAAGGUAGACAGAGAUGUGCGCGGGUUGUUGUAAAGGGUCUUGGAGAUAGUUCUGAUUCUUCAUCCCAGAGCAUUGUCAAAUAUGUUCAAAACGCUUGGAACAACUCUGAAGAUCGAAUUGGCCUUGUUGGUCUUAGUUUCGCAGCCAUUGUCGCAAUUUGGGCAUCUAGCAGUUUCAUUGUGGCCAUCGACAAGCUUCCUUUUAUCCCAAGUGCUCUUGAGGUCAUUGGAAUAUUGUUCUCUUGGUGGUUUAUAUAUCGGUACCUCCUAUUCAAACCUGACAGGGAAGAGCUAUCGAGAAAUAUCAAGAAUUCAAUUUCAAAUAUACUUGGCCAGUGAAAGAUUGCAGGGUAGCAACCAGGCGCGAAGCUUGGAAGCAAAAUUUAGAGCCAAACAGGAUCUUGUAUUGGAUUUAUUUCAAAUUCUGGAAUUUCCCGGAGUUCCAAGAACGUGCUUUAUUCUCAUGUAUGGGUUUUGUAGAUAACAAUGUUUUAUUCUGCCGACGUAUUGCUUUGGACUACAUGUGUCAGUACAACAUACUAAAGUGGCAAAUGUCUUUUUCCUUUUGAUUUGAACUUCAGUGGCCAUUGUAGAGUGUCCAACUUCAGCUA
Molecule: messenger RNA, 876 nt
Organism: Elaeis guineensis (African oil palm)
Lineage: Eukaryota; Viridiplantae; Streptophyta; Magnoliopsida; Arecales; Arecaceae
Product: protein CURVATURE THYLAKOID 1C, chloroplastic
Cellular component (GO): thylakoid; chloroplast thylakoid membrane
Source: RefSeq, a predicted model, not a curated record